This is a messenger RNA of Alligator sinensis (Chinese alligator), 4992 nucleotides long. Its product is annotated as OX-2 membrane glycoprotein-like. Bases 206 to 1060 code for a protein of 284 amino acids. The record is from RefSeq and is a predicted model, not a curated record. Gene Ontology annotation, molecular function: cell-cell adhesion mediator activity. The transcript has 7 exons. NCBI's taxonomy places the organism in Eukaryota, Metazoa, Chordata, Crocodylia, Alligatoridae.
GGAGUGCAGAGAGGAUUGCGGCGUACAUGGGACGGACAGCAAAAGGUCCCGUGGGAAGGCAGCACUGGUCCUAGCGCUUUGCAAGAUGACCGCUCCGCCUUGAGGGCGUGGGAGAUGUGAAGCCAGCCAGUAGCACGGCUCUCCUCCUCCGCUCGCACACCGCAGGGGCCGAAGCAGCAGCGGCGCCAGCGCCGGCGGCGGAGCGAUGGGCUCUCAGAUAAAUGCGCAAUUUGAUUCUCAUAAGACUUUACAAGCUUUGGUGUGGUAUGCUGCUGUUACAUUACUCUGCAGGGCACAUGUGGAUAUAGAGACAAAAAAGAACCAAAAGGCAGAGGUGGGCAGCAAUGCAACCUUAAGAUGUGUCCUGAGGAAGCCACAUGACAUUGUACAAGUUACGUGGCAGAAGAAAACAAGCCCAUUCCCUGAAAAUGUGGCUACUUACCAGAAAAAUUCUUCAAAGGUUCAAAACCCGUACCGGGGGCGAUUAGAUAUUACAGGCACGUCACUGGAUGAUACAGCCAUCACCUUUUGGGGAGUUAGAAUCCAGGACAAUGGAUGCUAUAAGUGCCUCUUUAACACCUUUCCAGCUGGAUCCUUUGGAAAGGAAACCUGCUUGACUGUUUAUGAGCCACUCAGGAUAUCUGUCAGCUACAGCCUCUCUGAAGGUCACCUGAUGGCCAACUGUUCUGCUAGUGCCUGGCCUCGUCCUACUAUCACUUGGCUUGGGCUAGAAAAUCAGAAUAAGAAGACAGAAGAGAAAGUCAGUGACCUGAAUGGAACAGUGCUUGUUACUAGUCACCUCUAUAUCAACAACUCUGAAAGCCUAGUUGGGCAUAACCUCACCUGCAGAGCAAGUUCCAUGGAUGAAGACAAAACCUCAUCUGUGAAAGUGGAAGGGAGAUGGUCACAUUCAGUUCCUGUAGCAGUUUCAGUAGUGUGUGUUGUCAUACUUCUGGUCAUGACUGUGAUUCUGCUAGUGGUGUGCUGGAAGAGACACAAGACAAAGCAAAGUGAAAGGGGAAUGACACUAUGGCUGGGGAUAGACAUUCAAAAAGCCUGAGCCUGAAUUGAUUCAAUCUUUUCAGACUGGAAUGCCUAAUCUGACUGCAUCUCCCAUUAAAUUCUUAUUGAGGAGAGGAUAUCAGAGUGCAUCAUACGAGUUAAAGGCUAGAUGGGAAGUCUGGAUGACAGAGGACAAGAAGAACAAUUGACCUUCAGCUCCCAGGAGACAGCAUAUUGUGGCAGACUGCAAAUGAUUUUCAGCAAAAUAUGCAUUUAAUUUAAAUCCAGUUUUCUGGAUUUAACAUUUCUGUUGGACAAUAUUUCACUACCCACCACCCAAAGCAUUGCGUACCCAGAUUAUGCUGUAAAGAAUGAGGUAAUUAUAUGAUUAAUUGUCUUUUGUUUGUUUUGUUAAACCUCACUGAAACACUGCCUAGUCUAGGAUAACUUCCAGGAAAAAUAUCUAGUCCUUGCAGGCAAAUUUACUAAUCCUUUGAUCUUAUUUUGUUCAUAGAAUUGUAAGAGAGUAAGGCUGGAAGGGAUCUCAUUAGGUCAUCUUGUCCGCCCCCUGUUCAAGGGAGGAACUUCCCUAUGUAUAGCCAAGUCUAACCUGUUCCUGAAAAUUUCCAAGAAUUGCAAUUCCACAGCUUCUUUAGGUAGCUUGUUCCAGUGCUUGACCACACUCAGGCCCCUGGCAAACAUUUAAAUAAAGACGUGGUGGGAUCUGAUUGGCAAUCAUAACAAUCACGCCUCUUACCACACUACUUGUGCAUGGUAGGAGGUGUGAUUGUGGGAUUGGGGAUCAAAUCCAACCAUGCCAUAUAGCCGAUACAGGGGGAGCUCUUGACUCCCGUACACCCAGAGGUUAGGAGCAGCAAUCUUCUGAUCAGAGCUCCCGUCCUCAGGAACACAUCCGUUAAUUUUUUAUUGCCUCCAAUCAUUUCUGUUAUUCUGUCGUAGACUCUGUCCAAUCUGUUCAUAUCUUUCUUUGAAGUGCAGGGCCCAAAACUGGACACAGUGCUCCAGGUGAGGCCUCACCAGUGAGUGGAAGAAGCUUUUCCCUUCAUUUGCAAGAGAUGUAUAACCCAGUAUUGGUGUUAGCUUUUGAAAUGGUUUGAUUAAAAAUAAUGACUGACAGUUUAGAGUGGUAGGUAGAAAUAAUUUGUGAAAUCUCUGCAGGGGUUUCUUGUAGGACACUGCCUUUCAUCUGCAGUUACUGGCCCUGAGUAAAAGAUUUUCCUUGGGUUCCUAUUAGAUUGCCAGUGACUUAGUGUCCAAUCUGCCCUUGAUGAUAUUACCUGAAAGGACUGCCUAAUCAGUAAAUCCUUAUUUCAGGUCUGCAAUAGAAAGUAACUCUCACCCUACUGAGGAGAGAAUGCCAAUAGGUGUGUGUGUGGGGGAGGCAGGGGUUGAGUUGCUCCAAAUUCUAAUUAGUCUGGACAUUUUUUAAGCAAAUUUGUUACGCAAAGUUUGAGCUUCCUUUUUAUAUUGUAGAUAGCAUAACUGUCUGGAGAAGCUUCUUUAAUAGUGCUUUUUAAUGUCUUAUAUCUGGUGUAGCUGUAGCGAAAGGUUUGUUUUUGAUUUUGGAAGAAGGAUUACAACAGUUCUUUUUUCUGUACAAUGCUUUGCUUGUCCUUUGUAUAUUGCUUGCCUUUGGAAUAUUUCUUCAUAUUUCUCAACAAUAGAAGCUAAAUAUAGCUAAAUAUGCCUUCAUAUUUCUCAACAGUAGAAGAGCUAAAGGUUGCUUUUACCAUAGUAAUAUAGAGCUAGUAUUAUCACGGUUCUUGAGCUAAAAAUGACACCCAUUAUGACACUUCCAGCCUCCCUUCCUAUGACCGCCCCAGAUGUAUUAUGUAUAGUUUCCUCACAAGGAAAUGUCUCAUUACCCAUAAAGUUGUGACCAUGAAAUCUUAAUUUGGAACUGCCACUGUGUCCUCUGAGGUGGAUUAAUUACAUUUUUUGUCCUUGUGUGGAUUUUUGGACUCAACCCAUUGAUUUUCUGCAAUUUCAAAAAUGUGCUCUCCUCCAGUUGGGAGUUGUUCUGGCUCCCUAUUAAAAAGAAUCUUACAUCAAUCAAAGAAAUUAAAUAGACAUGCUCCUUGACACCUUAUAUACUUGAAGGGGUGAUUUUGAGGUAAGGCAGCUAAUCACACCCCCUCCAAAGAGAAAUAUUUUAUAGUGCCACAGAACAUAGAGAAUUUUUGCAUCUAUUCUUGGUUUAAUGAUACACUAUUCCUAUACUGCUUUCCUACUUUCUUUAGUGCCCCUUUAAAAAAUUAAUUAUGAGGGGGCAGCUACUAACGUAUCUACUGAUAUCAGUCGUGUCUGCUAGCAUUGCUACCAGGAUGGUUUACGGGCAUUUGUUCAAUUCAUUCUAGCUAAGUCCUCCCUGCUUUCCACAGUUUUCCCUGCCUAUCAAAAAGGAAGAAGAAAGUGAGCAGUGUUAGGGCUACUUUUAGGGAGUUUCUAGAAAGCAAAAAAUGCUGAGGAAAGUAAGUAGAACAGAGUGGGAGGAUGAGUAGGGAGCAGAGGAGCAAAAGCAUCAUGGGAAAUCCAACUAGGUAAGGUAACCUUGAGGUGACAGUAUCCAUGUCUAGAAGCUGCAACUGUGCAGCUAAAGGAAACAUUCAGUUUCAGAACAUUUGCAUUAUGAAGAGACUGCAGGCAAAAGUAUCUGCAGAGAAGACCAGGAAUACACGCUGUCAUCCUGGUAGCUAGUCAAUACUGUAAAUACUAUAGCUUGUUGCAAGUUGGGCUUUCAGAACACAUAACAAGCAGUGGGCAAUGAGGAAUAUCAGGCUCAAAUGCUUCUCCUAGUUGCAUUGCUCUAAUAUCAAAAUAGCUCAUUUUAAAUUCAUAGAUUUACUUUGAUUUGACUAAGAUUUAACCCAAGCCUAUUAAAUUGUUUAUGCAAAUGAUGCACUUGUUUCCAGAAGCACCAAGAAUUACUUAAAAAUACAUAUUCUAAUUUGCCAGGUGUACCAUUGAGCGUAUCUUGCUGCUUGCAUAUGAAACCCAUCAGAACUGGUCUUGGUUGUAUAAAGGAGAAUUUUGUAUGUUGCUGCUUGUAAUUAAGAAUGAGAUCAAAGGACCUGUGCAAAGAGCCAGCACCAGGCCCCUAUAUCCCUUAAGACAUUGCAGUAAAAAUUGUUUUGGUGUUGUACAUAGAGCAGGAUUUUACAGCAAAUGAUUGUUUAAUUUCCCCUCACUCACACCAAUUUUGGGUUCUUGUUUUUGGUUUCUUAUGGUUCCAUUCAGAUAACGUAAGACUUUGUAACCAGGUAGAAAAUGUCUGGCAGCUAACAUGGAACACAAAUUAGUAUCCUUUUAACAUAUAAACAGUUGUUUCACUGUUUCAAAUCCCCUUUUAAUUCCUCAUAAAAAUACUUACAUAUGUCAUACUCUGAGAUAUUUGUUUCUUAGGUAGAAAGAAAAGAAAGAACAAAACCAAAAAAACUCUGCUGGUUCUAUGCUAUAUAGUACCAAAGUAAGAGAGGUGUUCCUGUCUCCUGUUUAUCUACACACAAUGUGAAAACUUUUGCAAUUCUGGGAUAUAUGUUUAAUCUAAUUUGAUAACUGUCUGCUUCUUUUGUUAUAUGAAUUUGAGUCUGCCUCCAAAUAAGUUGUUUGUCAUCAGAAUAAAUAUGGAUCAGAUAUCAGCCCAGUAGAAGCAACAUCAGAUAAUCUGGUAGCUAAUUCUUUUUGGCAAAUGUCAUAUUCCGUGUUGCAGAUUGUUGUGUUUUGUUUCAUAACAGGUUGUGUUGUGAGGAGCCUUUCUUUGGUAAAAGUAUCUCAUCAUGACGGGUAUUUGUAAGGCAUCUAAUUUUUAACAAUUAUUGAUGAAUGAAUUAAUGAUUGAAAUGUCUCAAUUUAUGCUCCCUGCAAAAAAACUGAGAGUCAAUUCUGAAAAAUUAGCCCUCUGUUCAACAAAAGUCCUUAUCUGUGCAUUUUUAUAAAAAGGGAAAAAAUAAAACCUCACUUUGGUUCACA